Elaeis guineensis (African oil palm) is the source of this 1604-nucleotide messenger RNA. RefSeq names its product AT-hook motif nuclear-localized protein 23. Lineage: Eukaryota; Viridiplantae; Streptophyta; Magnoliopsida; Arecales; Arecaceae. Gene Ontology annotation, cellular component: nucleus. The record is from RefSeq and is a predicted model, not a curated record. Gene Ontology annotation, molecular function: minor groove of adenine-thymine-rich DNA binding; DNA-binding transcription factor activity.
UCAUCAUCCCUCCCCGUUGCUCCCCUUCCUCUCACUCUAUUAUUUUAUGUCUUCAUCAACUUCUGGGGAACCUCGCACCUCUUUCUUCUCUCUGUCCCUUCGACCUCCCUUUCUCUGCACUCGAUCCUCGUUCUUUUUCUAUAUUUCCCACUCCCUUCUACAGGCGUCCUCCUUUGUUUUCUCUCCCCACUCUCCUAUUUCUUUCUUUUUUUUCCUCCUACCCUCGUUCUUCUUUAAAAUUUAAUAAACAUAAAAAAAAACUCUCAGUUUAAAUAUGAUUUCCCUCCCUUUUCUUGCUUUUUUUAAUUAAAAACAGUUCUCCUGUUUUUUUUUUCUUUUUUUUUUUUGUGCCAUAUUAUUGGUUUUCUUGGAUGAGGCUAUGGCUGGCUUGGAUCUAGGCACCGCCUCCAGAUUCAUUCACCAGCUCCACCAACGCCCCGACCUUCACCUCCAGCAGCGCCACAACCCUGACUCGGAUGACGACCACAACAACAACGGCAACGGCAACGGCCAAUUCGCCGGCACUGCAGAGCGUGAUGGGUCGUCGUCGGGCAACCAGGGACUGGAGCUGGUCGCAUCUCCCGGGCCGGGGGAUUUGGUGGCUCGGCGCCCACGGGGCCGCCCCCCCGGUUCCAAGAACAAGCCCAGGCCCCCCGUGAUCAUCACCCGGGAGAGCGCUAACGCCCUCCGGGCCCACAUCCUCGAGGUCGGCGGCGGCUGCGACGUAUUCGACUGCGUCGCCACGUACGCCCGCCGCCGCCAGCGCGGCAUCUGCGUCCUCAGCGGCAGCGGCACCGUCACCAACGUCAGCCUCCGCCAGCCCUCCGCCACCGGCUCCGUCGUCACCCUUCACGGCCGCUUCGAGAUCCUGUCCCUUUCGGGUUCCUUCCUCCCUCCCCCAGCUCCCCCGGGCGCCACCAGCCUCACCAUCUUCCUCGCCGGAGGCCAGGGGCAGGUGGUCGGAGGGAACGUUGUCGGUGCCCUCUUCGCCGCCGGCCCGGUGAUCGUCAUCGCCGCCUCAUUCACCAACGUCGCGUACGAGCGGCUCCCGCUCGAGGAAGAGGAACCGCCACUGCAGAUGCAGCCACCUGCUCCCCAGGGUUCAGGCGGCGAUGGCGGCGGCGGCGGUGGCAGCGGCGGAGGAUUCCCGGACCCUUCAUCCGGGCUGCCCUUCUUCAAUUUGCCGCUCAACAUGGCCAAUUGCCAGUUUCCGGUGGAUGGGCAUGGCUGGGCGGGGGGUGCGACUGGGCGGCCCCCGUACUGAUGGUGGUGCAACUGUGCAUCAAGAAAUUAGCUAUUAGAUAUUUGAGGUUGAGGGAGAUGGCACCGGACAUCUGAUGGAUCUGGCAGCUGCAAAGGUUAGCACGCAUAUUUGAGGAUAUUUCCAUGUACAAUUGGCUUUCCCUUGCUUUCAUAUUUUGGUUUCUUGGGCUUCCUGUUUCUACUUCUUCUUCUUCUAGGUUUCAUUUCCCUCAGAUCUUGUUUGUUGUUGUUAUUCAUGGAAAAUCUCUCUUGGACACUUGUUGAUUACUGUUAUCAUCUCACGUAUAUGUAUAUCCACUAGUUGUUCUCCGUUUUCUAUCAUUAUCAUCCACUACUAGAAG